AUGGGUCUGGGCCGCCUCCUGCGCCGAGCGACGUCCUUCCUGCUGCAUCGAGACGCUCCUGCUGCAGCGCCUCCAAUACGCCACAGAAGCAGUGCGCAGGAGCAACUGGGCGUUGCAAUCGAAGAGCGCUUUGCGUGCAAAUCGUUUCUAUCGGACGCAGUGCCGGACAAGACGCUCGGAAAGAUCCUCAGACUCACCUUAAGAGCCCCCACGGGGUUCAAUACGCAGCCGUAUGCGUGUGUGCUCGUGCGUGAGCAGAAGGACCGCGACAAACUUGCCGAGGCUAUGAUGGGCGGUAACGCUCGCAAGGUCAAAGAGGCCCCGGUCGUUGCUGUUUUUGCAGCGGACUGCGAGCCAAGUAAGCGGAUUCCGCGUCUGCAAAAGCUCGCUCAUGAGAAUGGAGCCCCUGCAGACGUGGUGACCAACAUGCCCCACGUCGUGCGGCUCUUCUCGGGAGAAGGCGUGUUUGCUAGUUGUUUUCGAUCGGUCAUUGCGACGGCUGCGUCGCCGUUACUGCCUGCUCCGUCGAACGCGUCAACUGAAACCUGGGCGGUCAAGCAGACGACGUUUGCUGCUGCUACUUUCUUGUACGCAGCACAGCUGCACGGUCUUGCGACGUGUCCGAUGGAAGGGCUGGAUCAGAUCCGCGUGAGGAAUACGCUGGAUAUCCCGGACCGCUAUACCGUGCCGGUGGUAAUCGCCCUUGGUCAUCCGAACCCGGCGACACUGCCAGAGAAACCAUCUGCGCGACUGGACCCGACGGAGGUUUUCUUCGACGGUAGGUUUGGCGACUCCAGUGCGAAGAUUUUCUCCAACAAGUAA
Molecule: messenger RNA, 822 nt
Organism: Hyaloperonospora brassicae
Lineage: Eukaryota; Oomycota; Peronosporomycetes; Peronosporales; Peronosporaceae
Source: the annotation of a GenBank genome assembly